Molecule: messenger RNA, 1061 nt
Organism: Diorhabda carinulata
Lineage: Eukaryota; Metazoa; Arthropoda; Insecta; Coleoptera; Chrysomelidae
Exons: 4
Coding region: 18-1001 (327 amino acids)
Source: RefSeq, a predicted model, not a curated record
CGAAAUUAAAGUGUGCCAUGAAAGUCUACAUAGUUAUUAUAGUUUUUCUCAGUUGUUUUUUUACAAUAAUUAUUGCAAAAAACGAUGAAAAUUUUAUAAAAGAAGAUGAAGGUAUUUGGGGCCCUUUGUUGAUUGAAUGGGCUACUGCUAAAAGUUCAACUCAUAAUAAUCGGCAAAGUCGUGUAAUGUUGAUUCCCAUAUCCCCAAAUACGUUUGUAGCAGAUGAUAAAAUGAGCAAUAUAACGAUUCCAAUGGAGAGUAAAGUUAUACCAGGCAAAGUUAUAUCAACUACUCCAAAUAUCCCACCAAAACCUCUAAAAAUUGUAAAUAAUAAUAUAGGAACAAAUCUUCCACCGAAAGUUAAACCUCCAACGGGAGGUAGACAAAUUUCCGAAACUGAUCUUUACCUGCUAGGAGCAAUUGAAAAAUUGGUAUACAAAGUUGAUUUUAUGGAGAAGAGGUUAAGGAGGGUUGAAGAAAUGCUUUAUUAUAGUAUGGCUGGUAACCGGAUUGAUGCAGAACCUUGUCCCACAAACUUCACCAGAGUUGCUCAUGACUGUUACCAUUUCAAUAUUGCAACAGGGCGAGAACUCGAUUGGAAAGCGGCCAAUAAAUUCUGUAAAAAGAUUGGAGGAUUCUUGGCAGAAAUGGAAACUAUAGAAGAUAAUCAGGAUCUUGUAACAUUUAUACAGGCAACACAACAGUUAAGAGGGAGAGACUUCUGGGUUGGUGGUUUAAACCCAGGACUUCUCUGGAUAUGGAGUAACAGUGCACGACCAGUUGCCGCUCCUGGUUCACAAAAUAACAAAGAAAAUCCAUCAGCUGCCAUUCAAGGCGAAGGAAGAUGUUUAAGACUUGCUUAUAAUUCUGCGCUACGAUCUUACAAUUACAAAGGCACUGACUGCUCUAUAAGGUACAAUAUGAUCUGUCAAUCACCAGAAAAUACUUCCAGCAACGAAAUUAAAAGACUAGGAAGAAGCAAAAAUAUUUUGAGUGAUUAGUCGAAUUAGAAAUAUAUUGACAUGACUAAAGCAUAUUUAGCAGAGCUCUUUCCGUUAUUA